Solea solea (common sole) is the source of this 2684-nucleotide messenger RNA. RefSeq names its product bone morphogenetic protein 8a (gene bmp8a). Gene Ontology annotation, biological process: SMAD protein signal transduction. NCBI's taxonomy places the organism in Eukaryota, Metazoa, Chordata, Actinopteri, Pleuronectiformes, Soleidae. Bases 696 to 2108 code for a protein of 470 amino acids. Gene Ontology annotation, molecular function: cytokine activity; growth factor activity. The record is from RefSeq and is a predicted model, not a curated record. The transcript is spliced from 7 exons. Gene Ontology annotation, cellular component: extracellular region.
CACACUGAGGAAACACACACACACACACACACACACACACACACACACUGCUCUGUCUGCUGUGACUCCACUGAUCUGAAGAAGGAAAAACCAGUUUCUUCUCUGGAGGACGACGAUCGGGAAACAGUUUCCUGGAGUCAACGUUUGUUUUGUUGUUUUUUCUUCAGAUAUAAACUGGAUUGAGAGGAACAUCUGGAGUCACAGAGAGAGUGGGUGCGUGGAUGAAUGAACACUCAUGGAUUAAAGAGCGUCCAGCAGUGGUUGCUCCUCUGAGGCUGAGGUCUGCGUGUUCGUCCACUCACAGCAGGUGUGAACGUCUUCAGUUCCUCCAGAACCUCUGCAGCACCUGCUCGUCACUGAGAGACUCUCUGUCCAUCCUGCAGGUCUGACGACUUCAAAGUGAGGAGCAGUCCUCCACUGGUGCAUCAUCGUCAUCAUCAUCAUGUCCUCUCUCUGAUUAUCUCUGUUUAUUGAGCUGCACAGCUGAAAGAGAGGGAGGCUCUUUUUUUUUCCCCCUUCAAGAUUAGAGAGAGAGGAAAGAGGGGCGGGAAACAUAAACAGUCAGUCUGAGGCUGUAAACACGUCCACAAUCUGUCCUCUAAACACAUCCGACGUAAAUCAACACUACAUUUGUCUGUGGAGACUCUGAGGACACAGUCCAGAGUGAACUCUCGUCACCAUUGAUUUUCCAGCAUAUGAUGAAACCUGAGGAACCUUCAAACGUGGUCUUCUCUUGUCUCUGCACCAACAUGAAACGCUCGAGCAGGAGCCUCCUCCUGCAGCAGAGGAGCUCGUCCUCCACCAGACUCCAGCGGCCUCUCCUCCACCCCAGGACCCUGCUCCUCCUGCCCGUGCUCCUCCUCCUCUUCCUCUCCAUGUGGAGCCAGCAGGCCGAGGCCGUGGUCCACUCCAGCUUCAAGAGGCUCAGCGGCCGAGAGAAGAAGGAGAUGCAGAAGGAGAUCUUGUCCAUCCUGGGUCUGCCGGGUCGUCCCAGACCCCACCCGCCGCUGAGGCCUCCCUCCUCCGCUCCGCUCUUCAUGCUGGACCUGUACCACGCCAUGUCGGCGGACGGGGAGGACGAGGGCAACGAGAUCAUCGUGAGUGGUCCUGGCAUGGGCAGGUUUGGAGGAGUGGAGAGGUUAGCUCAGGUCAACCACGCCGCUCUGCCCACACUCAGCACGCACUCACCACCACUGGGGACGGUGGUCAGCGAGGCCGACACCGUCAUGAGCUUCGUCAACUUGGUGGAGCAGGAGCGUGACCUGCUACAGCCUCGUCCGUACUGGAAGGAGUUUCGCUUCGACCUGACGCCACUGCCUCAGGGAGAAACGGUGACGGCGGCCGAGUUCCGCAUCUAUAAAACUCUGACUGUGGGUCAGAGAGCGAACAGAACUCUGCACAUCUCUGUCUACGUCAUCAAGAGAGAGAACAGACACAGAGAGCCAGAGCUGGUGCUGCUGGACAUGCAGUCGGUUCCUGCAGGUCAGGAAGGAUGGCUCGCCUUUGACGUCACCUCGGCCUCAAACCACUGGCUCCUCCAUCCUCGCAGCAACCUGGGCAUCCGUCUCUAUGUGGAGACUGAGGAGGACCGCUCCCUGUCUGCAGGCUGGAUCGGGUUGGUGGGUCGUCGAGGUCCUCGCUCCAAACAGCCCUUCAUGGUGAUCUUCUUCAGAGAGAGUCAGAUCCCGUGUCGACCGCCUCGUGCUGUAAAACCUCAUCCUCGCAGGAGGAAACCAAAAUACGACCUCCCAGUUCCCAGCAUUCAGAAUCGUAGUCCUGUAAACAACGGAGCUCUGCCGUGUAAAAAACAUGAACUCUACGUCAGCUUCAGUGACCUGGGAUGGAAGGACUGGGUUUUGGCCCCCAAUGGUUAUUCAGCGUAUUACUGUGAUGGAGAGUGUUUUUAUCCUCUGGGCUCCUGCAUGAACGCCACCAACCACGCCCUCAUCCAGCAAGUGGUUCACCUCCUGAAGCCUGACGAGGUUCCUAAGGCGUGCUGCGCCCCGACCAAGCUCAGCCCCAUCUCUGUUCUCUUCUAUGACGACAACAACAAUGUCAUUCUCAAAAAACAUCGCAACAUGGUGGUUAAGACCUGUGGGUGUUUAUGAUGUUUAUGAGUCAUUUUCUACCCAAGCACACAGACAUUUGUUCAGAUGCCAAAUCUGCAUUUCAACAUUAUUUUUUACUGUAAAAUCAAGACUGUACACAUUUGUUUGUUACCAAACAUUUUUAAAAUGUUGAGUCGGCUUUAUACACAUUGAUAAUAAGUAGCUGAAGGACAUUUUCUUCUCCAGAACUAAUGCUUGAUUAUCUUUUCUAAUGAAUUAGGAAAGUUUGGAUCUUUGUAGUUUUUACAGACGAUGGCAAAUGAAACUGGAUGGCAGGACGUGCCAUUAAUGAUGCCUGUUUUUGUGGUUGCAACACAAAUCUAAAUGAUGAGACUUAAAUAGUAUUCAAUUAAUUGAAAAAAAACAAUUAACAUUAUCUUGACUUGCAUUACCAAACAGUAGGAAUGUGGAGGAGAUGUCAACGGGUGGACCACAAAACAUUUGUAAAGUUACAAGCUCAAAAAGUCAGCCCUUUUAUUCGACUUUUUUUUUUUAUGGUUUUUUGUCUAUUUAUGCUUUUAACAUGAAGGGUUUUAAAAUAUAUUGUAACAAGUAAAUAAAAAGCCAAAAAAUGUU